UGCGCGACCCAAGAACACCCGACUGCUACACAUCUCCAUUGAUCCCAUGAAUCCGGAAGGUCAACACUCUUCAAGAUAAACGAGAUGACGGAAACGGAAUCAAAACACGAAUCCGUGACAUCGCCUGAAGGGCAAGCCGAACCUAGAUCGACGACCCGAAACCUCGCAAAACACGACAAAGCCCACUUCCGACGCGAACCCUUACCGUUCCUCCGCGAACUAAACGCAUGGUACAAUGGUGUCGGAUGGCGCGGAUAUAAUGACUACAUCGGUCAACGUAUUUAUUACGACGGGUUCACCGCGGAGAUCAAGUCACAGACCCUUUCAAGUCCGAUCCUGCGGAAGAAGAUCGUCGAGCUGGCGACGAAGCGUGCAGAGGUGGAGUACCCAAAUGAAGCCAUCCCAAGAGCCCGGAGACGAACGGAAUUGGAAAAUCAGUUGGGUGAAGUCGCGGAUAAGUUGGCGGAUGGUAUGAUCACCCGAUUGGAGCACCACAAGUUCAUCCGUGGUGCGUGCUGGAUGGUGAAUCAGAUGUUGGCAAGAAUGUAUGAUCAGGGAAUCCAUGUCGAUGACGGCCAAGUACAACAGUUGAGAGAGACGGCGAUGAAGGCCGAAAAAGAGGGGAGGUCAUUGAUUAUUCUGCCGUGUCAUAAGUCGCACAUCGAUUACAUCUCGAUACAGAUCAUUUUCUAUCGACUGGGAUUUUCGUUACCGCACGUCGUUGCUGGUGACAAUCUCAACUUUCCGGUCGUUGGGCCGUUUUUGCAGAAUGCAGGUGGAUUCUAUAUUCGCCGGGAGUGGGGUGAUGAUGCGCUCUACUCGACGCUCGUUCACUGCUAUAUCUCAGUGCUGCUCGCUCGCGGGCUGAAUAUUGAAUGUUUCAUUGAGGGCACGCGAUCACGAACCGGCAAGCUCCUUCCGCCCAAGCUUGGUAUUCUUAAGCUUAUCCUCGACGAAGUCACCAAAGAUGGAACGAAAGAUGCGUACGUCGUUCCUGUCAGCGUCCAAUACGACCGUGUUAUCGAGGCAGAAUCGUACGUCAGCGAGCUUCUUGGCAAACCGAAGGAGAAGGAAGGCUUAAUUGACAUGUUGAAGAAUUGGGAUUUAUUACAGCUACGACUCGGCCGUAUCGAUGUUCGAUUCGCGGAAGCGUUUUCACUGAAGGAGUUCGUGAAUGCACAGGAAACGCGUCAAACGGAAAGGUCAGUGACGGAGCGGGCUACGCCUCGGUCUACGUAUGCAUCAUCUUCUGCUCUUCAGUUACGGAUUCUUCGUGCGUUGGGGUAUAAGGUGCUCGCUGAUAUCAACCGGGUGUCGGUCGUGAUGCCAGCAGCACUCGUCGGCACGGUUAUUCUUACGCUUCGCGGGCGAGGUGUAGGCAAGAGUGAGUUGGUCAGGCGAGUCGCGUGGCUUAUCGAACGUGUUAAAGCAAAGGGCGGACAAGUCGUAGAUUUUCAUGGCGUUAGUCUGGAAGGGAUCGUUGAGCGAGCACUUGGGUUCCUCGGCGACCUUGUAGGUGAGGUCACUGAAAAGGGUGUGUUGGAGCCCACCUAUUACGCAAAGGAUCGCUUUCAACUAUCGCUGUAUCGAAACCAAGUCAUACACUUGUUCGUGUCAGAAGCGAUCAUUGCAGCGGCGAUGUACACCAAACUCAAACAGGGUGGAGGACCGGCUCAUCAGCGCAUGCCUUUGGAGGAUUUAUAUGACCGCUGUACAUUCUUGUCGCAGCUUUUCAAGAAUGAGUUCAUCUUCGGACCUCAGGGCUUUGCACCAAAUAUGAGAAUCUCGUUGGAGGAGCUGAAGAAAGACGAGGUAAUCGACAUGCAGCAAGGAUACGUGGAACUAUCGCGCGAAGAACGCGAACUCGGUAGAGAGAACUAUGAUUUCUAUUGUUUCCUGCUCUGGCCGCUCGUGGAGACAUACUGGUUAGCGUCUGUGGCGAUGUUCGCUCUUGCUCCUCGAAACGGCAAUGCGGGUGCCUCGUGGGUGUCUAUGAAGGAGUUUGAGGAUGCUGCCCAGAAUCUGGGGAAGACCUUGUUUUACCAGGGUGAUUUGUCGUAUUACGAAGCAGUCAGCAAGGAAACUUUACGGAAUGCAUACCAGCGGCUUACAGAGGAGGGCGUGAUCACAAUCCGGCGGACACGCGGUGGACGUGCCCCGAAUGUGUUGAGACUGAGUAAGCUGUGGUGGCCGGCACGCGAUAAAGCGACUGGUGAAGUUCAGGUAGGCGGCAAGUUGUGGGAUCUGGUGGAGUCUAUUGCCGUGUCCCGAAGAGAAGGAAAGAAUCGAAGGGAUAAUGCUACAGUUUCUCGAAGAGUGCUUUUCAUCGCUGAUGAAGUCGGAGCGAGGCUGAAGAGGCAGUCUGACCAGGGAAUUACAGAUAAAGCCACAAACCUAGACGUUGUCGAGAAGGGAAAGAAGGGUGCGCAAACAUUGGAGGGACCCUUAUCCGCAAAGUUAUAGGCAGACUGAAUUCUCAGACAUGGAGCUCGUAUGAUGGUUUGAUUGCAAUACGGCUGGUGAACUACGCCC
Saitoella complicata NRRL Y-17804 is the source of this 2532-nucleotide messenger RNA. RefSeq names its product acyltransferase-domain-containing protein. The coding region runs from base 85 to 2463 and encodes 792 amino acids. The record is from RefSeq and is a predicted model, not a curated record. Lineage: Eukaryota; Fungi; Ascomycota; Saitoellomycetes; Saitoellales; Saitoellaceae. Gene Ontology annotation, cellular component: mitochondrial membrane. The transcript is spliced from 2 exons.